GCUGCGUUGGGUGUGCGAGUGGAAGGUGAAACGAUUGCCAAGCUCGUGAGCGACGUUCACGAUCUAAAUGGGCCAAUCCCAGCGACGUUCGAAUGCGUUUCGAGACCCCUUUCCUGAUAUUCUGUUACAAAUUUGCGCAUCGUGUGAACUUUCAUAUGUAUAAACUGAAUAGAAAUAAACAAAAUUUUAACUUUUGGAACACGUAAAAAGUGCUUUGUAUGUGUGUUCAUUCGCGCAGUGGAAUAUUGUGUAAUGAACGGAAGAAUAUAUUUACAGCGAUGCAAAUGAAGUGUUCAAUUGCAAUUCGCACUGAUUAGUGAUGUAGCUGGAGGUGAAAGGAAAGUGAACUGAAUUAAUGUGUGAAAAUAACAUUAUUACUGCAUAUGUCCUUUAUGUAAGUCUGGUGGUGCAUUGCUAAUACUAAUUUAAUAUUUCAACGCUCGACAGCAUUGUAUUAAAGUUGCAGUGUGAUGAAUUUUGUUCUGAAUCUGAAAGAAAAGAGUGACUUUAAAAAGUUUGCUGAACAAGUUUGAUGUCGGUAGUGUAGUACAGACAGGCACCGUCAAUCUGCAACGCUGGCGUCUUAAUAGCGUUGGAUUAGUAUCAGCUUGGAUUUCAACGACAGUCAUCUAGUUGGUAAUCUCUGUCGGUGUGCAUGUCCUGACGUUAUCUGCGGCUUGGAGACCGUCUGUAACUGUCAUCUAACCGGACUUGGUACCAUGUUGUGAGGUGGCCAGCGAGUUCUUCAAGUCCAAUCUAACAUGAACACGAGAGCGAUGUUUGUGGCAUUCUUCAUGCUCUGGACGGUAGUGGCGGAAGCCCUGGACACCUCCCAAUGCAUUGCACCCUUGGGGAUGGAGUCUGGAGUGAUACGAGACGAAGAUAUUACCGCGAGUUCAUCCUUCGACAGUGGUAACGUUGGACCCCAAUUCGGACGUCUGCGGACGGAGAGUCAUGGGGGAGCAUGGUGCCCCAAGAAUCAAAUCACAACGGAGCCGAAGGAAUGGCUGGAGAUCGACCUUCACUCCGUACACGUUAUCACAGCCACAGAGACACAAGGCAGGUUCGGCAACGGCCAGGGUGUUGAAUUCGCCGAGGCUUACUUGCUAGAAUACUGGCGCCCGCGUCUAGGAAAGUGGGUGCGAUACAGAGACACCAAAGGCGAAGAGGUGAUUGAAGGCAACUCGAACACGUACCUGGGAUCGAAGCGGGAACUGGACCCGCCCGUGUGGGCCAGCAGAAUCCGCUUUCUUCCGUACAGCUACCACCGGCGCACAGUCUGCAUGAGGGUGGAAAUGUACGGCUGCUACUGGAAUGAUGGGAUUGUGAGCUACUCGAUGCCGCAGGGGGACGUCAGGGGUUCGGGAUGGGAGUUCUUUGACUCCACGUACGACGGCCACUGGGACGGAGAACUACGACGAGGAUUGGGGCAGCUGACCGACGGCAAGAUCGGCCCCGACAACUUCAAGAUGGGCUACUACGACUAUGAGCGGGGACAAGGAUGGGUCGGCUGGAGAAACGAUACGAGAAAUGGCCAACCUAUCGAGAUUAAAUUCGAGUUCGAUAAAGUUCGAGAGUUUACAUCAGUACAUAUCUUCUGCAACAAUCAGUUCACGAGGGAUGUGCAGGUGUUUUCGGAAGCCGACAUCAUGUUUAGUGUAGGGGGACGCUACUUCGUGGGCGAACCGAUCUCAUAUACGUACAUCGAAGACAGAAUCUUCGAGAAUUCGAGGAACAUUUCGAUAAAACUGCAUCAUCGCAUUGGACGCUUCGUGAAACUACAACUCCACUUUGCUGCCAAGUGGAUUAUGAUCAGCGAAGUAACAUUUGACUCAGAUGUUGCCCACGGAAACUUCUCGGUGGAGACGCCACCGUCUCCGGACAUACCGGUACAGAGUGACGUGUAUGUCGAGAAGAAACAUGCCACGAACCAGGGUGGCUUACCAGUUUCAACCGCAAGAGACGAAGAUCACACUUACAUGGCCGUCAUAAUCGGUGUUCUUAUGGCUGUCAUUCUACUACUCGCCGUCGCCAUAUACUUGAUCGUCUCGCGUCAUCGUCAGAGGAAGUGUUUCGCGAGCCCUCUGACCUCCAAGCCAGCUCUUCCCGGCUCCAACAACCACCAGCACCUCCCUCCGGGCAGCGGCUGUGGAACGGCGGAGAAGGGCACCACAAUGGGGUCCUACAGUGUCAAGGAAGUGGAUGAUAACUACAACCAGUCUGCGCGUUGUGGGGGCGGCAUGCCUCCAGGGGCAGGAACCAUGGCUUCUACAACCAUGUCUACGCUACCUCCACCACCAGGGACGGAUAAGACGAGCAGCAUGCUGCUGAUGGACCACGUGAUCGACAUCAAACUUGAUGAAUACCAGGAACCAUACCAAGCGCUGAAGUAUGCCCCGUACUACUCGUACAGCACCGUGGUCAUGGAGAUGAGAGACAUGCUGAACAAGUGCUCCGCCACGCAGUCAGAUACGUCAUAUGACUACGCCGUACCGGAAAUGGGAACGGUACCUUUGCUGAGCCCGGAAAACACACUACCACUUCCCGUAGUUGCAAGCGCUCCCAGCGACAAGGACAGCGUUUUUUCCAAGGGCUCCAGUUCCAAGGGAAGCAAGUCAGAAGAUUCGAAAGGCAAGAAAUCUCCCAGCCAGCAGGAGGUUUUGAGCGCCCUCAAGCGACGCCUGGAACAAACCGCAGUGCCGGAGUUUCCCAGACACAGGCUCCGAAUGCUGUCCAAACUGGCUGAGGGCGCAUUCGGCACGGUGUACGUGGCAGAAGCUGAUGGAAUCCCAGAAUAUGGAUCUGCAGCAUCCCUCGGGAAGAGACUCGUGGCCGUCAAGUUUCUUCUGCAUGAUGCCUGCGAGAGAGAAAAGCUGGAUUUCCAUCGUGAUGUGCGGAUCUUGGCUGCCCUGGAGGAUGUGAACAUCGCCCGAGUGUUAGGUAUGUGCAGCCACGAGGAGCCUCUGUGUGUCGUUAUGGAGUACCUGGACCACGGCGACCUCAACCAGUUCCUGAAGACACACGUGCCUGCCGAUGGCGCGCGUACCUUGCCCGUCGGCGUUAAGACCCUGAGUUUCAACUGCCUCUUGUACAUGGCUGCGCAGAUCGCUUCUGGUAUGAGGUACCUCGAAACCCUGAAUUUCGUACACCGUGACCUCGCAACCAGGAACUGUCUAGUGGGGAAGGCGUAUCAGAUUAAGAUAUCUGACUUCGGGACAGACAAUGAGCUCUACGCUGGUGACUACUACAAGGUAGAUGGCGCCAUGGCGUUGCCAAUCCGUUGGAUGGCCUGGGAGUCUAUUUUCCAGGGUAAAUACACUACAAAGAGUGACGUAUGGGCGUUUGCCGUGACUCUGUGGGAGAUCCUGAACCUAGGUCGCCGAAUUCCGUUCGAAACACUAACAGACCCACAAGUAGUGGAAAACUUGGCUCACAUGCACCGUGAUGAUGGCCAGUUCGUCUACCUACCACGACCACCAGCGCCACCGUGCACGAAGGACAUUUAUGACCUCAUGUGCGAAUGUUGGCGUCGCCACGAAACCGAGAGACCCAGCUUCAGGGAGAUUCAUCUGUUUCUGCAGAGGAAAAACCUUGGAUACGCGCCUGUUACAUGAUCGGUGGCGUCAGAGUCCUCUGGCGAGGCGCUCCAGGUUCAGCCUGGAGACCUAGGCGUCGUAUGACCAGACUGGUUACGUAUCUUGGCUGGUUAUAAUUGUUUUCAUAAAAUUUAGGGUGUAAUGAGCUGUGUAUAUAAAACCUCGACCCUAAAACUUAUUUUGUGUCCCUUCGCAGCAAUAUUGUUUCCUUAAAAGAUCCCUGUAACAUAUUACAGAGCAACACAGAAACUACAUAAAUUAUGAUUCUGCAUAGGUUUCACACAAUUGGGGUAUAAGAUCGAUAGAAAAUUUCGUUUGCACUGUAGAGUAUUUGAAACAUUUUGAGGAUACAUGUACGAUGACAUAUACCUUCGAAACAUUUCCAAGCUUACGUCCUUUGGAAGAUUUUUUUUUAUAUCUGAGAUACGUUUGUGCAAUUCUCCGAUCUGGCGCUAGUGUUCCGUUUUAAAAUAAGAAAUUACUUUUUCCAUAAACUUAAUACAACUUCUAGAAUUGCAUAUUUUACAAAGGACAUACCAUGUCAGUUACAAAUACCAACAGUGAAAAUAUUAAAGGAAUGGUAAUGUCUAAGAAUAUUGGAGCCUUUAUGAAAUCGCUUUAUUUACAUUGUAAAACUACGGUUGUGAAAAUUGUUGGCCUGACUCGGUGAGGCGAAAUAAACACACAUACACACGAAUUGAACGAAACCUAGAAUAAAUCUGAAAAUUUUGGUGAGAGCCCCGAAUAAUACGCGAAUGAAAUUUACUGAUGAGGACUUACAUCAUUUCCGAUGUAGAGAAUUUCGACAUAUGCGUUUGUAAAAUGUCGAAUUCUAGAUUGUGUUGAACAGUUAAGAUACAUAACUUUACACAUCCUGUCAUAUUGUCAAGCGUUAUUAAACAAAAUUGCUACUGUUUUGAUGAACGAAAUGCCAAAGGAAAAUUAACUAUUUCAAAAGAUUCUCUUUUUAAAAAAAUAAUUCGAGUGGAAAAAAUACAAUUAGAAAUAAUUCAUUUGAAAUACUUGAUCAAUUUUGAUACUGCUAAAAACGGAAUACUACCAUUCGAUGACAAACGUUCGUAAUUAUGACGUAAUUAGACAAAGUAAUAAUUAUGUGGAAUUAUACAAGAAAUAGAGAAAGUUUAAUAGAUACGUGAACCAUUUAACAGAAAUUGUGCGUGAACGGUGGCUAUACUGUUGGGUGUACGUAAACAAGGCUGCUGCAUAUUCAAGUCUGGUCUUCGUGCAAGGAUUCACAGUAUCUUAAUUCACUCCUCAUAUAAUAAAACUGAUUGUUAAAUGAUUCUGCAUCGCUAUCUUUUAAACCUGGGAAAGGAAGCUUAAAUAAGAACAUACAGAAGGGGAGUAACUGAAUAAAACUGAAGGGAGAAUCACAAGAAAAUCUUCUACAACGAUAAUUUCGCCCGCCUCGCAUUGAGUGGACGUUUCAUAACUCGCCAUAGUGAACGGUUGGAAAUCUACAAGAAUUAUUUUUUUACAUUGAGUUUCAUACCACCACAUUUACGUUCGUGUGAUAUAACCAUCCAAUUCAACGCUGAUAUAAUUCUUUGCCAUUCAAAUUACUUCUAACCCUGAAUUUAUCAUCAGACUUUCUUAAAUCUAAAACUUCUUGACGAUGGUGAAGAGUCAAUUGAAUAAAAAUUUACUUGGAUAUUAUCCAUCGUCUAGUAAUAAAACGUAAAAAACGUACGUUUUAUCACUAGACGAUGGAUAAUAUCCAAGUAAAUUUUUAUUCAAUAGACUUUCUUAAGCUCACUCAUGUUAGAUUUUAAGUUUUUCGUGGCGCGCGAUAUAUUCAUGAUGAUCAGUGCCUGAUUACGAAGACAGCAAGUUCCUCCAAAACCGGUUAGUUUUAACCAAACUACUCAGUGCAACGUUCCAAAAGCAGUUGUCUUAAUUCAGGUUAUUUCCUGUAAAACCGAAUUUAACAAUUUACUCUUUAAUACCAAUAUUAAUAUCAAUCACCAUAAUGAAAUGCAUGAUAUCGACAAUGUUAUCAUUAUAUACAGUAAAAUGCAUUUUGCUAUGAUGAUUGAUAAUAUAUUUUAAUAUCUUGUACCUACACAGCCUUGUUAAAAUUAGUUUUGCGGACAAAACCUAAAUUAAGUCACGAUUAAUACGCGUAAAACUGAUGAUGAUGAGCCUAAGGUUGAAAUUAGUUGGACUGUAAAAUUCUAUAACUGAUUUGCACUGGAUGGUUAUUCUUCAUCAACAACAACAGCAAAUAUGAAUGUAGCAACGUAAAUAAUAAACUCUACCAUUACGUAUAAGUCGUGAGAAGUACUGAGACCAAACGUAAGGACACAAAUUAAUGCUUAAAUUUAAUCUUGAUGCAUUUUAUCACUUCAUAGGAGUUUUUAAUCCGGGUGAUUAACUGUGGCUUUUAGCUCUAUGAAGCCUGUACCUGAGACCUACUCAAGAAACAGAAGAUGACGUAAUAGCUUAACUUGGAACCAUUUCAUAUACUCACCGUAACAUUUUCUGUCAAAGGUCAUAAACAUAAUGGGGCGAAAAACAAUAAAUUACCAUGCCUUAGACGACGAGGAUGGAAUGGAGAUAUCACUCCCCAAAACAUUUAAUCCCAAUUUCUAUGAAUAAAUUAUUAUAGGUAGUGCCUCAGAAUACAUGUCUAAUUGGCCUGUAACAUGUAAGAAAACACGAGAACUGUUUUGUGCGCUGUUAUCAUUUAAAUGGUUCUAAAAGCAAUGACAUUUAUUAAUUUUCAAAGUUGUGCAUCACGGUAAUUUUGUAUGUGUGUGAGACACUUUUUUUUUUAAGUUUUUGAAAUAUUUCGUAUGGUGGUAUAAAUAAUAUUGAAUUACUUAGGCCUAUUAUAUGAACUUUGCUGUACAAUAAUAUUUCGAAUCUGAACGAAGAAAGUGAAAAUGCGUAUUAAUGAAGACAUUUUUAUAACGUAUUAUGAAUACUGAAAAUCGUUAGCCUCACUGCGUGUUUCUUCUAAACAGGUGUAGCACAGACUCAGUGUUUAGCGUGUCUUCAAAUCUGUCGACUGACUAAAAACGAACUACUUCAUUUUUAUACCUAUCGUAGUUAGACUAAAAUGUAAAGAAAUAACACUACAAGUUUCAAAGUGGAUGAACCAGUUGUAUAUAUAAUAUUAUUGGAACAGAAUUUAUGGGUGUCAUAACUGUUUAUGCAUCUGCGAUAUUAGAAUGAAGAAAGUCGAAUACGUAUAUAUAUAUAGUUAAUUGUAUCUUUUAAGUAUUCCACAAAAUCUGUCUCCCAUCAUAAGUACCAAUGUGAUAUAAAUGAUUACUUAACAGUAGAGCAAAUCAUAAGAAACACGAUGUUUUGUCAUAGUUUCCUUAAGCCUACACGUGAUAUGUGUAUAUAACACUAUUUUAACGUUAAAGAGGAGACACCGCUGUAGGACUACUGUAGUAACAAUAAUAUAUGUAGGAUAUUAACAACGACUGCAAUUUAAAAAGAAAAAAUGUACAAAAUUAUCACAAUAUGUAUAUAUAUAUAUGUUGUAAUUAAUAUGAUUACAAAAAAAGAAACUAGUCAUAUUGAAAGUAAAGGAAGGCCAAAUUCCACUGCCAUAAUUUAUAUUAUGACGUAGACUUGGUUGUUUUAAUUCCGUGAAAAUUAAUAACAACCCCCAGAAACGUUUUAGGGCGGUACCAGAGCGUUUGGUCGCUGUUUAUUGUCUGUAGCACGUGAUUGGCUGACUGCGUCUUAAUAUGGCGGUGUUGUCAUAUAUACAUAUAUAUAUGCAGGGUACUUUUGUGUUAAUUUAAAAGUUUUAAAUCGAUAUGAGAAGGCAUUUUACAUGGUAAUCAUUUCUUAAAAUCUUUAAUUAACACUGUCAAUCUACAACAAACUUGUAACUAAACUAUUAUGCACUGAGUUAAAGCAAACGUAGUUUGAUUCUGAUCAUUAGGCCGUAAAAACUUUAACUGUUCUUAAAUUUUUAGUCCAAAUUCCACGAUAGACUAAUAAUAUUACACGUUGAAGACAGUUUCGUUUUCAUGUUAAAUGCAACUUUUAUUCCCGUCACUAAUGUUCCUUAUUUCAUCCGUUCUUUGUAGUGUCCCUUAAACUGCCGUUAAUGCAGUGUUGUUGGUUAUAAUUACGUUCCAAGCUGUCCGCCAUGAUGAAUCACUGUCUUAGAGACUCACAAGUAGUGAAACCAGGUAGUCGGGUCGCAGAACACCGGACUUUUUUUUCAGUGUGUCUCGUAUAGCUGUAUUGAUAUGCACACAUUAAUAAUUUACAACAUACUGUUCUAAUACACAAUCUCGGGAAAAGCUUUUUAAGAAUAGACCAGCGUAUUUUCAAAAUAAAUAAUCGCUUUGAGUCAUAACGUGUAAUUAAAAUCACUGUUCAUCUGUUGACGUCAUAAAGCCCGGGUUACAGUGUUCUUUUCAGUCAUAUAUGGACGUUAACAGAACAAAAUAUGGCAUUACAGGACUAUGUAGAAAGUACAUAACUAAUUUAUUGCUUUAUAGAAGAGUUAUAAAAUUAUUAAGUGUUAUUAAAUGUGCAAGAUUUUUGGUAAUUUUAGUUUAAAUUUCAAUAAGUAAUAUUCUGAAUUUCAGAAAACCAAUAGUAAUACAAAUUGUGGCACAAUCAGUUACAUAUCACCAGCUUCUGUCAAGAGUCUGGGAGAAUUGUUUUAAAUCGAAAGUUACACUCAAGAAUAAAUGAGUAAAUAAAUGUAAAUAACACGAAUGAUGAUGGUGAUAAUUAUAAAUAAAUGUUCUGCUUUUCUUUUU
Messenger RNA from Zootermopsis nevadensis, 8356 nucleotides. RefSeq names its product discoidin domain-containing receptor 2. Gene Ontology annotation, molecular function: ATP binding; collagen binding; protein tyrosine kinase collagen receptor activity. Gene Ontology annotation, biological process: protein phosphorylation; multicellular organism development; positive regulation of phosphatidylinositol 3-kinase/protein kinase B signal transduction. The record is from RefSeq and is a predicted model, not a curated record. NCBI's taxonomy places the organism in Eukaryota, Metazoa, Arthropoda, Insecta, Blattodea, Termopsidae. Gene Ontology annotation, cellular component: plasma membrane; signaling receptor complex.